AUGGCAGAAACUAAUGAGAGUGAUCGUGUAAGUACUGAGCCAAAACUUCGCCUUGCUGUCGAGAUACUUAUGACAGAUGAUAAAUAUGUUAAAUAUGUCGAACAACGUAACUUAUUCUUGAGAGGAAUUGCUCUCAUUCGACAAAAAAAAUUCUUCGGAUCUUACCAAAUCGCUGGGAUAUAUGGGUUACCUUACGAGGUGUUUUGGGUACUUAUAACAGAAAUUAUCAAAAUGAUUCAAGCAAGAUAUGUAAAAGCUCUCGAAGAUCUUCGAUUUCCAUACUUGAACCUUUCCACCCUUGCUCAUGGUAUACCAUUAUUCUUUUUUGAUGAGACCGUUCGUGUAGCCGCUGAUACUGAAAAAGAUAAUUCUAAAAGAUACUCGGAAUUUCAAAUCCGAAAUCCUACUCAAAGACCGUACGUUCCAAAAGUUGGCGCACCUUAUACUCCCGAAGGAUUUGCUACAAACAGGCAUCUGAAGGUUGUUCAUGAUGCUUUACAUUCUGCAGUUGGUGAUGUCAAUGUUGGUCAUAUGGAAUAUCCAGAUGUUGCAGCUUUUGGUCCAAUAUUCUUUUACAUCAUUGCAAUGUUGAUCGUCUUUGUUGCUAUUGGCAAUCAUGUCAUCCAGAUGUUUGGAUUGAAGAGGAUGAUCAAACAAGCAGAACUUUUAAUUAUGUUCCAAGAGAAAAAAAAUUGGUGUUGA
Messenger RNA from Rhizophagus irregularis DAOM 181602=DAOM 197198, 702 nucleotides. RefSeq lists its product as uncharacterized. The record is from RefSeq and is a predicted model, not a curated record. NCBI's taxonomy places the organism in Eukaryota, Fungi, Glomeromycota, Glomeromycetes, Glomerales, Glomeraceae.